Messenger RNA from Gastrolobium bilobum, 966 nucleotides. RefSeq names its product ubiquitin-conjugating enzyme E2 variant 1B-like. The transcript has 5 exons. The coding region runs from base 125 to 604 and encodes 159 amino acids. The record is from RefSeq and is a predicted model, not a curated record. Gene Ontology annotation, biological process: DNA damage tolerance; protein K63-linked ubiquitination. Gene Ontology annotation, cellular component: nucleus. Lineage: Eukaryota; Viridiplantae; Streptophyta; Magnoliopsida; Fabales; Fabaceae.
UGGACUUCUGUCGCAGUCAUCAUCAGGAUCACGGUCUCUCUCUCACUAUCUUUCUCUUUGCGUAACUUUGUGACUUUCUCUCUCUAGGAUUUCCAAACCCUAGCCCUUCCAAUUCAACAUCAAAAUGGGUUCCGAAGGAUCCAGUGUCGUUGUUCCUAGGAAUUUCAGAUUAUUGGAAGAGCUUGAAAGAGGUGAAAAGGGAAUCGGAGAUGGAACUGUGAGCUAUGGAAUGGAUGAUGCUGAUGAUAUAUACAUGCAGUCAUGGACUGGAACUAUUAUUGGCCCUCCUGGUACCGUUCAUGAAGGGCGUAUCUACCAGUUGAAAUUGUUUUGUGGCAAGGAUUAUCCAGAAAGUCCACCAUCUGUUAGAUUUCAGACAAGGAUUAACAUGACUUGCGUCAACCAAGAAACUGGAGUGGUUGAGCCACAUUUGUUUCCCAUGCUUGCUAAUUGGCAAAGAGAGUGUACAAUGGAAGACAUUUUAAUGCAAUUGAAGAAAGAAAUGACGUCUCCACAAAACCGGAAGCUAGCUCAGCCUCUUGAAGGCAACGAAGAUGGCAGGAUUGACCAAAAGGGGAUGGUGCUGAGAUGUUGUAUCGUGUAAUUCAGGUGAGAAUCCAAGAAUAAUAAUGUAAAUAAUUAUAUUGAAUAGAUAAUCCCAGUUCAUGGGUUAAUGCAUUUAUAAAUGUAAUUAUGGAUCAUUUGCGUAUGUAACCUGGAGCAAUCAAUGAGCGACUAUCGUAUCCUUGAAAUUUUAUUUUGAAUUGUGUGGAAACUGCUUUUACGGCGGAUUCUAAUUUGGCAGUUGGAACCUUUUAUCUUUGCUUUUUAAUGUUUUCAUCUGUGUAGGUGUGAGCACUGAGCAGUGUGCAUACUUUCAUCCUGAAAUUGUAGGAUAACAUUCAAUUUGUCAUUAAAUUGUUUUCUCAACUUCAAUUCUAAAAUGAAAAAUGACAGGUUAUGUUA